Messenger RNA from Coregonus sp. 'balchen', 8618 nucleotides. Lineage: Eukaryota; Metazoa; Chordata; Actinopteri; Salmoniformes; Salmonidae. The record is from the annotation of a GenBank genome assembly.
AUGAUGCUCAUGGUUGCAGGUGGUAUGCCGGUUACUGUUGAGAAGUUACUGUCAAGCACUGUGACUGUUUUUGUUAAAUGGGCUAUAUAAAUAACGAUUGAUUUGAUUGAGGUUGGUGAUGUUGACCACAACUAUUUCAGAAUGGAAGAGCAGGUCUCUCUCUCAAUCCCUGCCUGUGUUACCCUGACCAGUCUUACUAAGAGUUUGGCUAUGUUCUCCCUCUGCAGAGCUCCCAGUAUGUGCAGUGUGUUGCAGGCUGUCUCCAGCUGAUGUUGAGGGUCAAUGAGUACAGGUUUGCCUGGGUGGAGGCUGACGGGGUCAACUGGUGAGUCUCUGGGUCUGCUACAUCUAUUACUAUUACUGCUAGUCUCUGGAUGAUACUACUACUACUACUACUACUACUACUACUACUACUAGUCGUCUCUGGAUACUAUUAUUAUUACUACUACUAACUACUAUUACUACUACUACUACUACUACUACUACUAGUCUCUGGAUACUAUUACUACUACUACUACUACUACUACUACUACUACUACUAGUCUCUGGAUACUAUUACUACUACUACUACUACUGCUAGUCUCUGGAUACUAUUAUUACUACUACUACUACUAGUCUCACUACUACUACUACUACACUACUAUAUCCUGGAUACUAUUAUUACUACUACUACUACUAGUCUCUGGAUAUUAUUAUUACUACUACUCCUACACAACCAAACUACUACAAAAACCCUAUCCUACUCCUCCCCCUUUUGUUCCUGGAAAAACAAAUUAUUACUACACUUACACACUACUACUACAAAAAGCCCCUCGGGAAACCUUUUAUUACUACAAACUACUACUACUACAAACUACAAAUUACUAUUUACUACUACAGCCCCCGGGGGUUUUAUUAUUUAUUACUACUACUACUAGUCUCCCCUACUACACAAACUAUUUACUAACUACUAUCUCUGGAUACUAUUACAAACUUUUACUACUACUACUACACUACUACUACUACUACUCUAGUUCUGGAUAUUAUUAAUUACUACUACUACUACACAUCUCACUACUACUACAAACUACCCCGACUCCCUAGUCUCGGGGAUACUAUUUUACUACUACUACUACCAAACCGGGUUUUUUACUUUUAUUAAAACUACUACUACUAACUACUAUUACUACUACACUAUCUCGGGAUAUUAUUUUUUAAACUAUUCUACUACUAGUCUCACUACUACUACUACUACUACUACUACUACUAGUCGUCUCUGGAUACUAUUAUUACUACUACUACUUCCCACGGGGGGCCAGUAUGAAAAAAUAAAAUAAUAUAUGCACUCACUAACUGUAAGUCGCUCUGGAUAAGAGCGUCUGCUAACUGACUAAAAUGUAAAAUGUACUACUACUACUACUACUACUACUGUUCUCUCUCCUCCCUCUAGCAUCACGGCUGUGCUCAGCAACAAGUGUGGUUUCCAGCUGCAGUACCAGAUGGUGUUCUGUGUGUGGCUGCUGGCCUUCAGCUCUCAGCUCUGUGAGCAGCUACGUCGCUACAACGUGGUGCCGGCUCUGUCUGACAUCCUGCAGGAGUCUGUCAAGGAGAAGGUCACACGCAUCAUUCUGGCUGCCUUCAGGGUACGUACUGCUAGUUAGUUAUGGUAGGUAGUUACAGUAGUUAGUUGUCUAGUUAUCCCUGUCAAGGAGAAAGUCACGCGCAUCAUUCUGGCUGCCUUCAGGGUAUGUACUGCUAGUUAGUUACGGUAGGUAGGUAGUUACAGUAGUUAGUUGUCUAGUUCAGGGUACGUACUGCUAGUUAGGCUGCUCAGUCGGACAACCAGCAUGCUCCAUAUAAGAGAUUAAGGGUAAUGGACAGAUCUAACAUGUUCCCCCGUGAAUUUUCUGAAAGAUUUCAUGAAAGAAACAUAGCUUGGGUGAAGGCUAGAUUGACUGAUUCUUCCUGUGACUGGCAGUCCUUCAAACAUUUGAGAAAUACAUGUCUUACUGUGGUUAGUAAUGCAAAGUCAACAUACUUCUUGAAUUGUGUAUCUGAGAGUGGUGGAAAACCAGCUACAUAAAAAUAAAUAAAUAAAUGAAGGGGAUAACAUCUUUGAGAAACAACUCCACCCUCUCAUUGCCCCAACAGGUUAUGCAGCCUCUGGUCCCAUAACAGAUGAAAAUGAAAUUUGUGUUGCUGUUAAUAAAAAUAGACAUUUCAGCUGGCCAUCUAUUUGGAGAAAAAAAAUCUGAAUAUACCUCAAGCCCCACUAGAGGAAGUGUUUUAUUCGCCUGUCAGCAAACAGCAGAGGAAGAUGCACUGCCAGGCUCUCUCUCUUUUCAUUUCAACCAUUUUAUGCCAAUGAGGUAUUAAGUGCCUUGUACAGAAAUCCACAGGAGCUGAUUUGAUCCCUUUCUACUGUAGUUUUCUGCCCCCCUCACUGUAGAACCUUUGACCCACAUUUUCUAUUUAACAAUUGCUUCUGGUGCUAUCCCUGAGAUCUGGAAGGCAGCGCAUGUCCUCCCCCUUUACAAAGGUGCGGAUCAUUCUGACCUGGAUAACUACCGCCCAAUCUCUAAACUAUCUUGCCUUAGAAUCACUGGCAAACUCUCAGCUAAGAACUUGUUUUACUUCAAAUUAUAUUCUUAAUGUGUAUGAGUCUGGUUUUAGACCUGGACAUGGCACCGUUUCAGCAGCUACGCUUGUCUUAAAUUAUGUGUUAAAUUGCUUAGAUCAUAGGAAUCUAAGCAAUUGUACAUAACUUUAAUGCUACCGUCUCUUAUGACCGAAAAGAGCUUCUGGAUAUCAGAAAAGCGAUUACUCACGUCCAACUUGACAAAGAUUUUUUUCUUUAACGAGUCGGACGCGAAGGAUAUAAUGUUGCUCCCAGACAAGGCCCAAAUCCCCGUCAUUCGCAUGAAGAAAAUGAGGGAAUACAGGGGGCGGAGAUCAGGGUGCCUUGUGAGAAUUAGUCGGCGAGUGGGUACCUGCCUCUACCAUCCGUUCUAUUGGCCAACGUCACUGGAGAAUAAACUGGAUGAGCUCCGUUCCAGACUAUCCUAUCAACGGGACAUUAACUGUAAUAUCUUAUGUUUCACCGAGUCGUGGCUGAACGAUGACACAUAAUACACAGUUGGCUGGGUUUUCCGUUCAUCGGCAGGACAGAACAGCUACGUCUGGUAAGACGAGGGGUGGGGGUGUGUGUCUUUGUCAAUAACAGCUGGUGUGCGAUGUCUAAUAUUAAGGAAGUCUCGAGGUAUUGCUUGUCUGAGGUAGAGUACAUCAUGAUAAGCUGUAGACCACACUAUCUACCAAGAGAGUUUUCAUCUAUAUUUUUCGUAGCCGUCUAUUUACCACUAAGACCGCACUCAACGAGCUGUAUAAAGCCAUAAGCAAACAAGAAAAUGCUCAUGGAUGAUGUUUGCUUAUGGUCUUAUACAGCUCGUCUUAGUGCCAGCACCAGCUGCUUACAAGCAGGAAUCAGAUGACACAGAUGCUAUGCUACAGGACUGUUUUGCUAGCACAGACUGGAAUAUGUUCUGGGAUUCAUCCAAUGGCAUUGAGGAGUACACCACAUCACUCACCAGCUUCAUCAAUAAGUGCAUCGACGACGUCAUCCCCACAGUGACUGUUCAUACAUACCCCAACCAGAAGCCAUGGAUUACAGGCAACAUCCAUCACUGAGAUAAAGGCUAAAGCUGCCGCUUUCAAGGAGCGGGACUCUAACCCGAAAGCAUAUAUGAAAUCCCGCUAUGCCCUCCGACGAACCAUCAAACAGGCAAAGCGUCAAUACAGGACUAAGAUUGAAUCGCACUACACCGGCUCUGAAGCUCGUUGGAUGUGGCAGGGCUUGCAAACUAUUACAGACUAGAAAGGGAAACCCAACCGCGUGCUGCCCAGUGACGCGAGCCUACCAGACGGGCUAAAUGCCUUUUUAAUGUUCGCUUCAAGGCAAGCAACACUGUAGCAUGCAUGAGAUCACCAGCUGUUCCGGACGACUGUGUGAUCACGCUGUCCGUAGCCGAUGUGAGCAAGACCUUUAAACAGGUCAACAUACACAAGGCCGUGGGGCCAGACAAAUUACCAGGACGUGUACUCCGAGCAUGCACAGACCAACUGGCAAGUGUCUACACUGACAUUUUCAAACUCUCCCUGACCGAGUCUGUAAUACCUACAGUGGGGAAAAAAAAGUAUUUAGUCAGCCACCAAUUGUGCAAGUUCUCCCACUUAAAAAGAUGAGAGAGGCCUGUAAUUUUCAUCGUAGGUACACGUCAACUAUGACAGACAAAAUGAGAUUUUUUUUCCCAGAAAAUCACAUUGUAGGAUUUUUUAUGAAUUUAUUUGCAAAUUAUGGUGGAAAAUAAGUAUUUGGUCAAUAACAAAAGUUUCUCAAUACUUGCAAUGACACAGGUCAAACGUUUUCUGUAAGUCUUCACAAGGUUUUCACACACUGUUGCUGGUAUUUUGGCCCAUUCCUCCAUGCAGAUCUCCUCUAGAGCAGUGAUGUUUUGGGGCUGUCGCUGGGCAACACGGACUUUCAACUCCCUCCAAAGAUUUUCUAUGGGGUUGAGAUCUGGAGACUGGCUAGGCCACUCCAGGACCUUGAAAUGCUUCUUACGAAGCCACUCCUUCGUUGCCCGGGCGGUGUGUUUGGGAUCAUUGUCAUGCUGAAAGACCCAGCCACGUUUCAUCUUCAAUGCCCUUGCUGAUGGAAGGAGGUUUUCACUCAAAAUCUCACGAUAAAAAACCUCCUGAUACAUGGCCCCAUUCAUUCUUUCCUUUACACGGAUCAGUCGUCCUGGUCCCUUUGCAGAAAAACAGCCCCAAAGCAUGAUGUUUCCAGCCCCUUGCUUCACAGUAGGUAUGGUGUUCUUUGGAUGCAACUCAGCAUUCUUUGUCCUCCAAACACGACGAGUUGAGUUUUUACCAAAAAGUUAUAUUUUGGUUUCAUCUGACCAUAUGACAUUCUCCCAAUCCUCUUCUGGAUCAUCCAAAUGCACUCUAGCAAACUUCAGAUGGGCCUGGACAUGUACUGGCUUAAGCAGGGGGACACGUCUGGCACUGCAGGAUUUGAGUCCCUAGCGGCGUAGUGUGUUACUGAUGGUAGGCUUUAUUACUUUGGUCCCAGCUCUCUGCAGGUCAUUCACUAGGUCCCCCCCGUGUGGUUUCUGGGGAUUUUUGCUCACCGUUCUUGUAAUCAUUUUGACCCCACGGGGUGAGAUCUUGCGUGGAGCCCCAGAUCGAGGGAGAUUAUCAGUGGUCUUGUAUGUCUUCCAUUUCCUAAUAAUUGCUCCCACAGUUGAUUUCUUCAAACCAAGCUGCUUACCUAUUGCAGAUUCAGUCUUCCCAGCCUGUUGCAGGUCUACAAUUUUGUUUCUGGUGUCCUUUGACAGCUCUUUGGUCUUGGCCAUAGUGGAGUUUGGAGUGUGACUGUUUGAGGUUGUGGACAGGUGUCUUUUAUACUGAUAACAAGUUCAAACAGGUGCCAUUAUUACAGGUAACGAGUGGAGGACAGAGGAGCCUCUUAAAGAAGAAGUUACAGGUCUGUGAGAGCCAGAAAUCUUGCUUGUUUGUAGGUGACCAAAUACUUAUUUUCCACCAUAAUUUGCAAAUAAAUUCAUUAAAAAUCCUACAAUGUGAUUUGCUGGAUUUUUUUUUCCUCAAUUUGUCUGUCAUAGUUGACGUGUACCUAUGAUGAAAAUUACAGGCCUCUCUCAUCUUUUUAAGUGGGAGAACUUGCACAAUUGGUGGCUGACUAAAUACUUUUUUUCCCCACUGUAUGUUUCAAGCAGACCACCAUAGUCCCUGUGCCCAAGAAAGCGAAGGUAACCUGCCUAAAUGACUACCGCCCCGUAGCACUCAGGGACUAUGGUGGUCUGCUUGAAACAUAGGUAUUACAGACUCGGUCAGGGAGAGUUUGAAAAUGUCAGUCGGUAGCCAUGAAGUGCUUUGAAAGGCUGGUCAUUCAACACCAUUAUCCCAGAAACCCUAGACCCACUCCAAUUUGCAUACUGCCCCAACAGAUCCACAGAUGACGCAAUCUCAAUCGCACUCCACACUGCCCUUUCACACCUGGACAAGAGGAACACCUAUGUGAGAAUGCUAUUCAUUCACUACAGCUCAGCGUUCAACACCAUAGUGCCCACAAAGCUCAUCACUAAGCUAAGGACCCUUGGACUAAACACCUCCCUCUGCAACUGGAUCCUGGACUUCCUGAUGGGCCGCCCCCAGGUGGUAAGGGUAGGCAACAACACAUCCUCACACUGAUCCUCAACACGGGGGCCCCUCAGGGGUGCAUGCUUAGUCCCCUCCUGUACUCCCUGUCCGAACGGUUUGGCCUGCAAACUAUGACCCCUCUAUGGAAAGAUGUGACUCACUCUCAGGAAGGUGUUGUCCGUUCUGCUUUACGACCUCCACAGCACAACCCAUUGGGCAUGGCACUGCCACAUUCUCAUUGGUGCCCAAAAGUGAAUAAAAGUCAUCUUGCACAUUCAGCAGGCUCUGGUGUGAAGUAGGCUUUUAGAAGUGCCCCCUUUAUUGUAUUACUACUUAGCAUUAAUGCUGAUCCUUUUCCCCAUUCCUAUCAAUAAAAUAAUUGUAUUAAGUCAUACACAAGUUUUACUGUGAGUUAAGUUUCAAAUGCAUUCUGUCAUGAUGUGAUAGGAAUUUUAACAUUGCUAUUUUUUAACACAAACCAUUUGUAUUUUUAAUCAAACAUUUGAUUAAUAAAGUAUUUAAUCAGUCGUCUUCCUCAAAUGAAGGGGAUGAUGAGGGAAGGAAUCUGAUUUCAUUGGUCCUCAACUCGUGGCUCAGAUACUUAGUUCAGGAUAAAUAGAGUUAGCCUGCCCGGGAGAAGGUUUGUUCUGAAGGAUUUGUUGCCAUAGAAAUGUACCUGGCUAAAGGGUGAGCAACUUUCGAUGUGCCUGUUAUCCAGAGUUUGAACUCAGUGUUGACCAGAGUUACCUUGCUAAACUCCUCAAACCACAUAUGUAGUAUAGGGCUCUGGAGAAGUCGAGUGAGACCCAUCAGGAGUAUGCUCUGGCCGUGAUACAUAUUCAUAUUAUUCCAGAACCUGUUGGAGAAGUCAGCGGAGAGGGAGACCCGUCAGGAGUAUGCUCUGGCCAUGAUCCAGUGUAAGGUUCUGAAGCAGCUGGAGAAUCUGGACCAGCAGAAGUAUGAUGAUGAGGACAUUACGGAAGACAUCAAGUUCCUGCUGGAGAGUCUGGGAGAAGAGCGUUCAGGAUCUCAGGUAGUUUAACCUCUGACCCCUAACCCUAACUUCUCCAGGUCAGAACCUAUACCUUUACAGUGCAUUCAGAAAGUAUUCAGACCCCUUGCCUUUUUCCCCACAUUUUGUUACGUUACAGCCUUCUUCUAAAAUGGAUUCAAUAAAACAUGUUCCUCAUCUAUCUACACACAAUACUCCAUCAUUUCAAGUUGAUAAACAUAUACCUUAUUUCCAUAAGUAUUCAGACCCUUGCUAUGAGACUCGAAAUUGAGCUCAGGUGCAUCCUGUUUCCAUUGAUAAUCCUUGUGAUGUUUCUACAACUCGAUUGGAGUCCACCUGUGGUAAAUUCAAUUGAUUGGACAUGAUUUGGAAAGGCACACACCUGUCUAUUUAAGGUCCCACAGUUGACAGUGCAUGUCAGAGCAAAAACCAAGCCAUGAAGUCGAAGGAAUUGUCCGUAGAGCUCUGAGACAGGAUUGUGUGGAGGCACCUCUGUGGAGAUGGGAGAACCUUCCAGAAGGAAAACCAUCUCUGGAGCACUCUACCAAUCAGGCCUUUAUGGUAGAGUGGCCAGUUUCUAAACCUGUUUUUGGUUUGUCAUUAUGGGUUAGUGUGUAGAUUGAUGAGGGGGAAAAAACAAUUUAAUCAUUUUUAGAAUAAGGCUGUAACGUAACAAUAUUCUGGAAAAAGUCAAGGGGUCUGAAUACAUUUACAUUUACGUCAUUUAGCAGACGCUCUUAUCUACUGGAAGCCAGUGGAGUGUGCGGGGGAGCGGGGUGACGUGAGAGAACUUGGGAAGGUUGAACACCAGACGGGCUGAAUACUUUCCUAAUGCACUGUGUAUAUAGGUUCUAACCCGGAGAGACAGGUAACGUUACUGCUAACCUCAGCUACACUAGCAGGCAUUAUUGUGCUGUUACUUUAACCUGGAGAAACGAGGCUGUUCUGCUAGGCGGUAUGCUAGGCGGUAUGCUAGGCGGUAUGCUAGGCGGUAUGCUAGGCGGUAUGCUAGGCGGUAUGCUAGCAGAACAGUUCAGGGCUUUACUGUGGAGAUCUCUUAAACCACACUGGACCUGUCCUGGACUGACCUCUGAUCAGUACCCCUCAAAUUGAUCUCUCCAGAGUCCAGACAGACAACAGGUCAACGUCUCUCUAUAUUAAGACUGUUGGACUGCGGCUGUUCUUCAACUAAGUUCAUCUGCUAGUUUAUUUACUUGUUAUUGAAGCUUGUUUUCUCUCUCUCAGUUCGUUUGAUGAGUACAGCUCAGAGCUGAAGUCUGGUCGCCUGGAGUGGAGCCCGGUCCACAAGUCUGAGAAGUUCUGGCGGGAGAACGCCGUUCGCCUCAAUGAGAAGAACAUACGAAGCUCCUUCCCCCUAAAUAAUCAUCCCUAUUCUCCUGUAAAGUGA